CCUACCAGACAGGCUAAAAAUUUGUUCCUUUUUCUACAAAUUCAAAUUUGUGUCAUUAAAUAGUAAACAAGCCUCAAGCUAGGACAGCACAUUUAGUAAAAAAAGAUACACGACAUUUCACUGGGUUUGAAAUUUAAUUCACUUAAAAACUGAUUCUUCCGUUAAAACAGUUUUGGUGGUUUCAAAACUAGGAAACUUUCCAGCUACAAUUAAAACAACCUCGGAACACCAAACACAGCAGAGAUAUGGCAGAACAGAGUAUGGAACCCCAAGAAAUGGUGCCUGACAUGGCUGGAUUUGAUGAGCUGAACAUCACAGCAGGCAACAUGACAGAUGAUGACUACAUGGAUCUCAUGGACUUAUACCCGCAGUACAAGGCCCAGAUCUACAUCCAAAAAAUCAUCUACCCUCUUCUCCUCGUCAUUGGCACCAUAGGGAACUGCCUGGCCUUCCUCAUCAUGCGGAAGUUCAGCAAGAGGGUGACGUCCACGUGUCUGUACCUGACGGUUUUGGCAGUAGUGGACACUAUUGAGUUAUAUGUGAGGUGCGGCAAUGAAUGGCUGAGGACAGUCGCCAAAAUUGACCUCUCGUCAACACUGCUGAUUUCCUCCGCAGCAGUUUGUAAAGUGUAUACAUUUAUUCUGAAUUUUGUUUCCCAUCUUGCCCAGUGGUAUAUUGUAGCCUUGGCAACCGAAUGUUUUAUUUCGAUGUGGAAUUCUAAGAAGGCUCAUUGGAUGUGUACAUACGAGAGGGCAGUAGCAGUCACUUUGUUGCUAACAGUCAUCUUGGUGUUUGUCAAUGGUCACUUCUUCUGGACCUAUGUUUUAAUCAAACCCUCUCAGACAAGUGAAGAGUACACGUGUAGCUUUAACGACAAUGCCAAAGACUUUAAAGAAAUCUACAGAUAUCUUGAGUUUGUUGGGGCAGAAUGCGUGCCCCUCGGCAUCGUCUUAGUGUUGACGAUCUUCAUGAUAAUUCGACUGGUUCAGAAAAAAGAAUUUACGCAGCCAGAGCGAACCAAAUUCUACAUAGACCCAACUUGCUACAUGCAAUGUUUAAAGAUUUUCUUCAGCACGUGUGUUCUGUUCAUUGUGUGUUCUGUCAUGUCACUGGUUUUUGAGGUGUACAGAUAUCUGAGUGGGGAAAACCAAGAUCCUGAAAUAGUGGAUAUUGACAGUGUAUUGAAUGAAGGACUUGCAAAUGAGAUUGUCAAAGUUAUCCCAGGAUUUGUUCUGCGAAGUUGUAAAUUCUUUAUUUACGUCAGCUGUAGUGCUUGUUUCCGUAGGGAGUUAAGGUGGUUAUUUUCAAAGGGCUGCCGAUGCGGACGACGCCGGGGUAGCAUGGAAGUUGGCUGCCAUCAGAGGAAGCCAUUGAUUAAUUCAGCAAGUAAAGACAGCAGUGCCAUUUCUGGCGUUUCCACUGACACAGAAGUCAAAAUUCUAGAAACAGCAGCAUAGUUCCUUACCGGGUUAUCUGAAAGGUUUUUGUAAUUUUCUUCCGACAAUUUCUUUUCUAAAGAAUCUACAAACUGAAACAACUCACAGCAAGAUAACAAUUAUCAGAAAUAUUUCUGAACCAGGCAAACUGGAUGGCCUAUAUUCAGUCAAUCUUAUAAACUUGAUCGACCCAAAGGAUAAUAUUUCAUUUUUCAAAUGGCAUCUUUGGUCUUAAUUCCAAGAAAAAUGUCUGAAACAAAUUAUACAUGUACCAUUUUUGCUUUGUAGAGAUAUGAUCACUCUUUUUACCUCAGAGACUGCCAUUAUGAUAGUACCCAAGGCAUAGAUGUUUCAACAUACAGUGCAACUGUUUUCUUAGA
Messenger RNA from Lingula anatina, 1816 nucleotides. RefSeq lists its product as uncharacterized. Lineage: Eukaryota; Metazoa; Brachiopoda; Lingulata; Lingulida; Lingulidae. Gene Ontology annotation, biological process: G protein-coupled receptor signaling pathway. The record is from RefSeq and is a predicted model, not a curated record. Gene Ontology annotation, cellular component: plasma membrane. Gene Ontology annotation, molecular function: G protein-coupled receptor activity.